Conger conger (European conger) is the source of this 3353-nucleotide messenger RNA. RefSeq names its product ubiquitin thioesterase otulin-like. The transcript has 9 exons. The record is from RefSeq and is a predicted model, not a curated record. Gene Ontology annotation, biological process: protein linear deubiquitination. Gene Ontology annotation, cellular component: cytoplasm. NCBI's taxonomy places the organism in Eukaryota, Metazoa, Chordata, Actinopteri, Anguilliformes, Congridae. The coding region runs from base 619 to 2187 and encodes 522 amino acids. Gene Ontology annotation, molecular function: cysteine-type deubiquitinase activity.
UUACCGUGUACAAAUAACAAAACUCUUCAAAAAUGCACAAUGAUACUUGUGGUGUGUCAAAUCUUUCUGGCUAUUUACAGAAGACAUGGCCCUGAUUUGAAUUUCUUUGAUGGUAAAAAAAUUUUUUUAAUCAAAGGUGGCCUACUGUGUGUAGUUCAUACAGGUGUUUUUUGUUUUUUUCUGGGAUUCUGGGAACGCCAGUUUAGGGGCGUUUGUUUUACAGGGGAAGGUUUUACGUACGGACCAAACCUUAACGGAAAGUUGAUUGGCCAAGAAACAAGGAAGACUGGUCUUUAUCGGGCAGCUUUGGACGGUUUACAGAUGCAUUAUGUCACAAUUACGAUGAUGUUUCAUUUCCCGAAGACAAACAAGUAGAUUGCUAGCCUAGUUAGCUUCUAGGUGCGUUGUUUUAGCUAUCCAGUUAAGUUCCGGUGCUAACUACGGACUACUAGCCAGCUAGUUAGACUGAGAGUAGACCUACUUUUUAGUUGGCGUAUAACGUUAGCUAACCAGGUGUAUGACUGAAAUUGCAGUCGUUUUCACAAUUUAGCUAACCAUCUACAGCAUCGGUAGGUGGCUAGCUAGCUAAUAUUUUGUGAAAGCGAGCAAGCCACAUGGAUGAGGGCUUUUGUGUCUGACCGCAGCAGAGAAGCAGCUGCAGAGGAGGACUUCAGACACAGGAUGCAUCCAGAUCAGGUUGAGAGGAAGCGGAGCAGGAGGGCAGCUGGCACGAGCCACAGCACCACCAGCAUGCCCAAAAAAGCCAAGAAAGACAAACCCAACAGGGACCCCAGGACCCAGCCCUCCAGGAAGCCCAAAGAGGUGGACCCCCCCCUAGUGGAAGCCCCCAGGGGUGCGGAGGGAGGCGCGGAGAGGGGAGGAGCGGAGAGGGGAGGAGCGGGGAACUCGCGCCCGGCGAAGGAGCCGGUGCCCGGCGGGAAGGAGAAGAAAAUGGAGGUGUCGGGUCAGCCCGAAAUGCCGUCCCAACCCCGUCUGGAUCCCAAGCCCCGUUUGGAUCCCGAACCACGCCUGGAGCCCAGACCUGGUCCAGACCCCAAACCUCGCCAGGUACCCGAACUUCACCUGGAGCCCGAACCUCAUCUGAAGGUCACCCCUCCGGCCACCCCUCCACCCACGGAAGAGAAGGCGGGGACACUGGGAGAAGGGGCCACAGUGGAAGAGGAGGAGGAGGAGGAGGAGGAAGAGGAGGAGAGUGGGGAUGACCUGUAUCGGGCGGAAGAGGAGAUCGAGCAGGCCAAGCACGGACGCAAGCACAGGAAGGGCCGCGUGGAACCGCUGAACGAGCACGACCGGGCAGCAGGAGCCGAGGGCGGCAGCAGCGGCAGCGUGGACGUCAUGGUGAACCUGCUGCACUACAGUGAGAGGGAGUGGAGGGGCAACACGCCCAAGAGCGCCCUCAUCAGGAAGGGCUAUAAGGAAGUGUCGCAGAGCUUCGUGGGGCUGCGCAGGGUGCGGGGAGAUAACUACUGCGCCCUCAGAGCCACCCUCUUCCAGGUGUUCGCCCAGAGCACCCAGGUUCCCUCCUGGCUGACCGAGGAGGACGUCACCCUGUGGCCAGAGCAGCUGCUGGCGGAGAAACAGCUGUUUGGACAGUGGCAGUUUCCCACGGAGCGCAGGGGGGAGGAGGCACCAGAGGGCGCCGUAGAGCAGCUGAAAUACAACAUGGGGCUCCUCAGGAAGAGGUGGGAGGCGGUGGCCCAGGCGGCCGGCCCUCAGGAGAGGCAGGCUGUGUGUGCCGAGGUGUUCCAGGCGGAGGAGGAGGAGUACGGGCUCCUGGAGGCGCUGAAGUUCCUGAUGCUGCGCACGGCCAGCCAGCUGCACGCCCGCAUGGAGAGCGGCGCCGACGUGCCCGUCUUCUGCUGGCUCCUGUUCGCCCGCGACUCCUCCUCCUGCCCCCGCGACCUCCUGCUCAACCACCUCCGCCACGUGGGCGUCAGCGGGGGCCUGGAGCAGGUGGAGAUGUUCCUACUGGGCUAUGCCCUGCAGCACAGCAUCAAGGUGUACCGGCUCUACAAGGCCGGCACAGAGGAGUUCACCACCUACUAUCCUGAUGACCACAAGGACUGGCCCUGUGUGUGCCUUUUGACCGAGGACGACCGCCACUACAAUGUUCCUGUGUCUGAGGCGGAUGGACUACAAGUCCCAGAAGCCCCCACUCUGGUCUGAGAUCGACAUAAGACAUUUGCACGAAUAGCACAGGUGGAACUUUCCGCCCAUAGACAAGACUGAUGAAGCUGAUGAAUCCAUCCAAGAAUGUAAUGUUGAUGACCAAUGAAGAUCAUUUGGUACUAAUAACAGUGGAUCACAGCCAGAAGGAGCGAGUCUAAUCGAAGUUAUUACACAAGAUAGGAAUUCUAUCAUCUAUCUAUAAUUUAAAGUUUGAUUGUUUUUUUGUUUUUUUUCUUCUUCUUUUUUUAAAUGUAAUUUUGUGGAAUGCAGACUGGAAUCCCGGAAUGUGAAUCGAGUUUCUCAGUUCACUUAUCUUUUUCUGGAUCUUUUUCAAACUGUAUUUCAGGGCAAGUGGAAUUUUUCAGUAAGUGGUGCUCGUCUUUACUAUUAACACGUUUCAUUUAAAUCAAAGCUUUAUAGGGAUUGUUGAGAUAUUGGUAUUGUUAUGAAUUCUUUGAAGGAAUUGAAGAAAUUGAUGCAAAAAAAAAGUGGCAGUGGAAAGCAAGCAGAUGAGCUUGAGCUGGCAGAGCAUUCAGAAGGGCACAUCCCGGGUCUGCCUGACCCUCAUGGCAACCAGACCCCCCCCCCCCCCGUUAGUGGAGGGUGACCCAUGGAGGGGGAAAACGUGGAGAGGGGUAACCCAUGAAGAGGGUAACCUGUAGAGAGGGGUAACCCGUGAAGAGGGGUAACCCGUGGAGAGGGGUAACCCGUAGAGAGAAGGUGGCCAAAGGAGGAGGCCCCAGAUUGCACACAGGCAGCUCCCCUGGUUUCUCAGGCCCCUGCAGCCGGUCUGCUCCAGCUGCGCUAGUCCUGCACAACGUCUGCGCAGCAGCACUGCCGGGCCGAGGAAGGGACAGAGACGGCCGCCGGCAGCGAAUCGGUGGACCCCUGCGCUCUCUCUCAGCCUGACGGAUGUCCCAGCUCACAGCUAUAACGGGGCGUUCCAGGUCGGAGGAAAACGAGAGGAUACAAGAACGUUCGUUUUGUUUUCAGAAGACAUUUUGAAAAGCCACUGCCAUGGUUAAAUGCUAUGCACCUGUGUUGCCUUAUGAAGCGCCAGUGAGAGGCACUGCUUUGGACUAACUGUUCUUCCUUACUGUUCCUUCUUUAAUCACAAUGUAAUGGUGUUUCACCCAAUUGUAAUAAAUAUCCCAGAAUUCCAA